Trichosurus vulpecula (common brushtail) is the source of this 1536-nucleotide messenger RNA. It is a transcript of the gene CD207, whose product is annotated as CD207 molecule. Gene Ontology annotation, molecular function: signaling receptor activity. The transcript is spliced from 6 exons. NCBI's taxonomy places the organism in Eukaryota, Metazoa, Chordata, Mammalia, Diprotodontia, Phalangeridae. The record is from RefSeq and is a predicted model, not a curated record. The coding region runs from base 1 to 1095 and encodes 364 amino acids.
AUGAAGGAAAAUGAGGUGGGAGCUCAAGUGGCCCAUUUCACAGUAGACAACCAGGACAUCUCCCUGUGGCCCCGAGACCCUCCUCCAAAGAAGGAGUCACUUGCAGUCCCAAGGACCUUGCCUUCUGUCUAUGUGGCUAUUAUUUUGUUGGCAGUGGGCCUUGCUGCCUUCCUCCUGGCCAUGAUCAUUCUCUAUCCCCAGUUACUGGGCAGGAUAGAUGAUGUCAAGACCUCUGUUCACAUGCUCCAAGGCCGUGCUGAGAACACCAGUGUCUUUCUCAGUUCUGAGAUCAGGAGGCUGAGAAACAAGUUGGAGGAUUCCCAUACCCAGGUCCAGAUGCUAAACCACAGCCUAGGGUCUUCAAAUGCUCAGAUACAGCUGUUAGGUGCCAUGCUGAGGCAAGACACUGAGCAGCUUCAGGUGUUGAUGGGCAGUUGGGAAGAGCUCCAGAAUUUAAAUGCCCAGAUUCCGACGCUGAAACAGGAUUUGAAGAAAACUGGGGAGCUAACUGCCAAGGUUGAGCAGCUCAGGAAAGAUCUGCAGACCCUGGGGACAUCAUUGUCACAGCAGCGUUACAUUCUGGAGAUGGCCUCACAAGACUGGAAAUUCUUUGGAGGGAACUUUUACUAUUUUUCUACCACGAAAAAGUCUUGGUAUAGUGCUGAACAGCUCUGUACCACUCGAGAUUCCCAUCUGACCUCAGUGACUUCAGCAAAAGAACAGGAGUUUCUUUAUAAGGUAGCCAAAGGAGUUCCUUAUUGGAUUGGCCUGACAAAAAUAGGAUCUUCUGGCAACUGGCGCUGGGUUGAUGGAACCCUAUAUAUAGAGAGGGAGAACGUUCGGUUCUGGGUAAAGGGGGAACCCAAUAACGUAGGUGAAAAUGAACACUGUGUAACUCUAGAGAAGUCCUCUCUGAUGUCCUGGAAUGAUAGAACCUGUGACCAAGAGAUGCAAUUCAUUUGUAAGAAGGACCCAAAGCCAUUGGAGACUGACCAGUUCCAUGACGGAAUUCUACUGCAGCCUCUCAGCUCCUCCCAAAUCCAACAUAAAGAUGAUGUUCAUCCCUCCAACAUCCACAGGGAAUUUUCUCCUUAGAUUAUCAUGUUUUAAUGUCAUAUCAAAACAGCCUGGGACUUGUAUAUAUCAACUGGGACUCACUUUGCCUCACCCAGCUGGGGAGGAGCGAAAUAGAGAAGGAGGAUGGAGAGAAAAGGACACCAACAGAACUGGACUGGGGUUGCCUGGAGAAGGUCCUCCUGAUGUGUCUCCUACUUGAGAUUUUCCUGUUUCUCACAGUGGCACUGCCAUUCCCCAAGCCCCCAUGUUCAAAAACUUGUGGUUAUUGUUGACUCUUCUUCCUUCAUCACAUCUCUAUGUCCAGACACUUACUCAGUACUUUCCAACUCCCCAAUAUCUCUUCCAUCUUCACGUUCUCUAUGUCCUUUGCUACCACCUUGAACCAAUGAGGUACAGGCCCUCAUUGCUACCCAUCUAGACCCUUACAAUAGCCUCCUGACCUUUUUUUUUAGCCUCCUC